ACGGACACACGUACUUCACAUCGUUCGUUGGAUGGAGAUAUAACGAAACAGUCGUGCAUGGAAAAAACGCACGCUCGAGCGAAGCAACACGAUAGACAAAAACAGCUACGCAGUGUCGAUGUCGCGAGUGAAUAUCCGGGUUAUUAUUCCAACGGGACAAGUCUGGAAGUCUGGAAGCCGAAUCGCGGAGCCAACACGGAAAAUGCAGAACUUCGAUAGCGAAAUAUCAUAUAUUUCCAGCGUCCGGAUCGUCAGACGGCCGUUGCGUUCGAAAGUUGAUUUUUCCACCAGCCGGCGACGGGAAAGAUGUGGGAUGAUCCUCCUCCAGACACCCAUUCCGCGGUUUGGCAAAACUUGCGACCUCACGGCGGCAGAUGCUGUCCCGGGAGAUGCGGUUCCGGCGGACGCAGGAGUACCGGAGGAUCCGGUUCGGGCCGAGCAGGGUCGGCUUGAAGAACUGAGUAGCGAAACAUGGCCGACUCUGACUUCGAAGCGGUUCGGUGCUGCAUUUCUUCAGAAGCUACUUCCAAAUUCCAUCAGGCUCAAGAACAAAAUAUCUCUUCGUAUCAGCGGAACCGAUGGCGAUUUUUACAGCGUGAGGAAAUUUGUAACUUUAAAAUUUGCAAUUACAGAGAGCAUGAGUAGCUCAAUUUUAUAAUAUUAUUCAAGUCAAUUUAUUCUUCGCAUAUUAUAAU
Harpegnathos saltator (Jerdon's jumping ant) is the source of this 695-nucleotide messenger RNA. RefSeq lists its product as uncharacterized. The transcript is spliced from 6 exons. Lineage: Eukaryota; Metazoa; Arthropoda; Insecta; Hymenoptera; Formicidae. The record is from RefSeq and is a predicted model, not a curated record. Bases 119 to 658 code for a protein of 179 amino acids.